Chrysoperla carnea is the source of this 3837-nucleotide messenger RNA. Its product is annotated as proline-rich extensin-like protein EPR1. The coding region runs from base 1 to 3837 and encodes 1278 amino acids. The transcript is spliced from 2 exons. Lineage: Eukaryota; Metazoa; Arthropoda; Insecta; Neuroptera; Chrysopidae. The record is from RefSeq and is a predicted model, not a curated record.
AUGGAUACAGCGAGGAUCAUAGUGCUUAAUUAUGUAUCAGUCAAGACUGUAUGUCAUCCAAUUCAAAGUCAAAUCUAUAAAAAUGGAAAAAUUCAUCGAGGUUAUUUACCACUUAAAUGUUGGUUAGACUUAUUUGGAAUUUUGGGUUUAUGUAAGCGACCAGAAAUUAAAAUUAGCCAAAACAUUGAUGUACUCAUCGACAACAAACAAUAUCGACAGCAAGAACAACCUCUAUCAUUCCUAUCAAACGACCCCUGUCAUACCUAUGGAGCACCACCAGUACUUAACCCCAAUCGAAUAACUUUAGGGAAAAAUAAGGAAAUUGAUCGGCGUUUAGCCCUUAACUGUUGGUUAGACCCAUUUGGUAAAUGGGGUUUAUGUAAACAACCAGAAAUUAAUGUUAACAAAGAUAUAGGUGCGCUUAUCGACCCAGAAGUUUUAGUAGAAAAGAAAUCCUAUCAACAACGAGACUAUAAUCCUUGCUCAUCGUAUAACAUCAAUUUAAAGUCAAAUUUCAAUCAAUCACAAUCAUUUAAUAUUAACGAAUCUCAAUUCGAUUCUGUUGAAUCAUCACGAUUUAGCUCCAAUGAAUUACAAAACGUGAAGUCUGAUGGAAUUUCACACUUAAAUCGCAAUGAAUCAUCAUCAAUAAAUUCCAAUGAGUUAAUCUCAAUCAGUACCAAAGAGUCGCCACAACACAUUGAAUCAGGCAUUCAUGAUGGCACCUCACAAUUCAACUCUAGUGAAUCGCUACCAUUAAAUCCCAAUGAACUAUCACCAAGUAAACUCACUGAAUCUACAAAAUUAAACGCCAAAGCAGCAACACAAAUCAGUUCCAAUGGAUCAUCACAAUUAAACCUCAAUGAACCAUCUUCAAUCGAUCGCAUUGAAUCGUUACCAGCGAACACAAAUGAAUCGCUACAAAUAGAUCACAGUGAAUCAUCACAAUUCAGUCCCAAUGAAUUGCUGAAAUGGAAUACCAAGGAAUUAUCUCCAAUACCUAACGAAUCACUAAAAUUUAAUAUUAAUGAUUCAGCUCAAUUAAAUUCCUAUGACUCAAAAGCAUUCAAAUUUAAUGAAUCACUACAAUUCAAAUCCAAUGAAUCACUACAAGAUAUUCGAGAUGAUACCUCACAAUUCAACACUAGUGAAUUACUACUAUUGAAUCCCAAUGAAUUAUCCUCAAUUAACUCUUAUCAAUCCCAAUCACCGUUAUUAAAUAUCAAUCAAUCUCCGUCUUUUAAUCCAAUAUUCAAUUCUAAUAAACCACCAUUAUUAAAUCCAUAUCAAACACAAUCUUUCAAUCCCAUUCAAUCACCAUCGUUAAAUCCCCAUCAAUCGCAAUCACCGUUAUUAAAUAGCAAUCAAUCUUCGUCUUUUAAUCCAACAUUCAACUCCAAUAAACCAACAUUAUUAAAUCAAUAUCACACACAAUUUUCCAAUCCCAUUCAAUCACCACAAUUUAACUCUUUUAAAUUACCACCAUAUAAUUCUAAUCAAUUACCACCGUUAAAUCCCCAUCAAUUCCAAUCACCGUUAUUAAAAAGCAAUCAACGUCCAUCUUUUAAUCCUAAUCAAUCACCACAAUUUAACUCUUUGAAAUUACCACCAUACAAUUCUAAUCAAUUACCACCGUUAAAUCCCCAUCAAUUCCAAUCACCGUUAUUAAAAAGCAAUCAACGUCCAUCUUUUAAUCCUAAUCAAUCACCACAAUUUAACUCUUUGAAAUUACCACAAUAUAAUUCUAAUCAAUUACCAUCGUUAAAUCACCAUCAAUCUCAACCAAUGUUAUUAAAUCACAAUCAAGCUCCAUUCUUUAAUCCUAAUCAAUCACCAACAUUAAAUCCUUAUCAAACACAAUCUUUCAAUCCUAUUCAAUCACCACAAUUUAAUUCUUUGAAAUUAACACCAAAUAAUUCUAACCAAUUACCAUCGUUAAAUAUCCAUCAAUCUCAGCCACCGUUAUUAAAUCACAAUCAAGCUCCACCUUUUAAUCCUAAUCAAUCACCAACGUUAAAUACUUAUCAAACACAAUCUUUCAAUAUUAUUCAAUCACCACAAUUUAACUCUUUGAAAUUACCACCGAAUAAUUCUAACCAAUUACCGUCGUUAAAUCACCAUCAAUCUCAACCAAUGUUAUUAAAUCGCAAUCAAGCUCCAUCCUUUAAUCCUAAUCAAUCACCAACAUUAAAUCCUUAUCAAACACAAUCUUUUAAUCCUAUUCAAUCACCACAAUUUAAUUCUUUGAAAUUAACACCAAAUAAUUCUAACCAAUUACCAUCGUUAAAUAUCCAUCAAUCUCAGCCACCGUUAUUAAAUCACAAUCAAGCUCCACCUUUUAAUCCUAAUCAAUCACCAACGUUAAAUACUUAUCAAACACAAUCUUUCAAUAUUAUUCAAUCACCACAAUUUAACUCUUUGAAAUUACCACCAAAUAAUUCUAACCAAUUACCGUCGUUAAAUCACCAUCAAUCUCAACCAAUGUUAUUAAAUCGCAAUCAAGCUCCAUCCUUUAAUCCUAAUCAAUCACCAACAUUAAAUCCUUAUCAAACACAAUCUUUCAAUCCUAUUCAAUCACCACAAUUUAAUUCUUUGAAAUUAACACCAAAUAAUUCUAACCAAUUACCAUCGUUAAAUAUCCAUCAAUCUCAGCCACCGUUAUUAAAUCACAAUCAAGCUCCACCUUUUAAUCCUAAUCAAUCACCAACGUUAAAUACUUAUCAAACACAAUCUUUCAAUAUUAUUCAAUCACCACAAUUUAACUCUUUGAAAUUACCACCGAAUAAUUCUAACCAAUUACCGUCGUUAAAUCACCAUCAAUCUCAACCAAUGUUAUUAAAUCGCAAUCAAGCUCCAUCCUUUAAUCCUAAUCAAUCACCAACAUUAAAUCCUUAUCAAACACAAUCUUUUAAUCCUAUUCAAUCACCACAAUUUAAUUCUUUGAAAUUAACACCAAAUAAUUCUAACCAAUUACCAUCGUUAAAUAUCCAUCAAUCUCAGCCACCGUUAUUAAAUCACAAUCAAGCUCCACCUUUUAAUCCUAAUCAAUCACCAACGUUAAAUACUUAUCAAACACAAUCUUUCAAUAUUAUUCAAUCACCACAAUUUAACUCUUUGAAAUUACCACCAAAUAAUUCUAACCAAUUACCGUCGUUAAAUCACCAUCAAUCUCAACCAAUGUUAUUAAAUCGCAAUCAAGCUCCAUCCUUUAAUCCUAAUCAAUCACCAACAUUAAAUCCUUAUCAAACACAAUCUUUUAAUCCUAUUCAAUCACCACAAUUUAAUUCUUUGAAAUUACCACCAUAUAAUUCUAAUCAAUCACCAUCUUUAAAUCCCCACCAAUUCCAAUCACCAUCAGUAAAUAGCAACCAAUCUCCAUCUUUUAAUCCUAAUCAAUCACCAACAUUUAACUCCAAUAUAUCACCAUCAUCAAAUCUUUUUCGAACACCAUCUUUUAAUCCUAUUCAAUCACCACAAUUUAUCUCUUUGAAAUUACCAACAUAUACUUCUAAUCAAUCAUCAUCGUUAAAUUCCCACCAAUCCCAACCACCGUUAUUAAAUCGCUAUCAACCUCCAUCUUUUAAUCCUAAUCAAUCACCAACAUUAAACCCUAAUCAAACACCAUCUUUCAAUCCUAUUCAAUCACCACAAUUUAUCUCUUUGAAAUUACCACAAUAUAUUUCUAAUCAAUCACCUUCGUUAAAUCCCCACCAAUCCCAACCACCGUUAUUAAAUCGCUAUCAACCUUCAUCUUUUAAUCCUAAUCAAUCAGCAACAUUAAACCCUAAUCAAACACCAUCUUUCAAUCCUAAUCAAUCACCACAAUUUAACUUUUAG